GUUUUAUUUGCUUCCUAACCAACCCUUAUCAUAUAACCUUUAUGACCUAUAAACACUAAACACAUAAUACUACAAAUAUGUCUUGACAUAUAUUAUCUAUUUAAUUCAAACCUCUCUUAAUAAAUAUAUAAUUGGAUUUCUGUUAUUCUAUAAUUAUCAGUAAGGAUGGUAUAUUAUUUUACUACAUUCGAUGAGUUUUCUUUAAAUUCAGUUCUUAAUUUAAGGAAAUUCGGCAUUUUUUAAUAAUUGUAUGUUUAAAAUGAAACAUUCAAUUGUUUAUGAUCUACAAAUUUGUGUCUAAAUUUCUGUUUAUUAGUUUCACGUGCUGAUUUGAAUGGCCGAGCAUCCGGAUGGGACCUUUGAUUUAACUAAUAAUUCCAAAGGUUCUCUAAAUGGUAAAUAUGAUUCAAUACAUCAUUACUGGGUGAGUCAAUUAUAUUCUAAGACCUACUUUAAAGAAAAAUCCCAUGACACAAAAUUUAAAUAUUAUGACUCCAGCAGUAUUUUGAAAUUCUUUUUCUUUCACUGGGUAUCUAAAUGGGCAUAUGUUGUCUCCAAAGAAUUUAUAGAACCAUACAAAUUACACCCUUUGCCCAUUGCGGACCAAAUUCUUCGUUGGCAGCCAAUUUUCUCCAAGAAUCUUAGUGACGGGCUGCUUAGAUUAGAAUCACAUGAAACAGGAUAUAGUAAUGCAGACAAACUUGGCUCUAACAGACAUGUUCUGUUAAGAGCUUUAUUUUUAACAUUUUGGAAAAGGACAUUACUUGGUCUUUUCUGUAUUGUUCUUACUAAUGUUAUGAGCAUGAGUGUUGCUAUUUUGAUUAAACAUCUACUGGAUGUUUUGAACACCAAAUCAUUUACUCUUAUGAAAAUAUUUCUAUUUCUUUCUUCUAUAAUAGGAUUACAGAUUGUUGAUGGGCUUGUUCGAGAGAACAUAAUCUUGUUUAUAUACCGAUUAAUCAUUAUUUGUUAUUAUUCAAUUUCAAUUGGUGUAUUUCAACAUGCCCUAUGUUAUAGACGCAACUUCUUUAAUAAUGUAAACGGAUCUAACUUGUUGAAUACUUGUAACAAUGUUUUACAUAGUUGUUCUACUGAUUCUAAUUGUUCAAAGAACCCAUUAUACUGCCCAGCAAUGAGGUAUCAAAAUAAGGAUAUGUCUCCAAUCAUAUUUACUCUUGUUUAUUUCGAUUCAUUUUACAUUGGAAUGUUUUUGGAAUCUUCAGUACCCAUUGUUAACUUUUUGUCAAACUUUAUCUAUGGAGUAAUAUUAAUUUCCAUGCAGUUUAAGGUUAAUUUAUGGGUACUAUUUUUUGUUGGCAUAUUUUUCACAUUCCUGAUGGUGGUUGUUGAGAUCUUAAACACUUAUUUGUUUCACUUUAUUUCUUUAAUUAAGGAUUAUAGGAUAGGAGAAUGCAUAGAAAUUAUAUCGCAGUUACCUCUAAUCAACAAGUUGCUUUAUGACGAUAUUGCAAUCAACAUCAUUACUCAAACCAGGAACGGUGAACUGUUGUUGAUUUUGGUUAGAUUGUUAUUGACUUUUAUUAACAUUACAUUCUAUACAAUUUGUGCUAAUUUAUCAUUCUAUGUUUUGAUGAGGUACUUUGUAAAAUCAAUCAGAGAUGCAGAGGUUAUUACCGAAGUUGAUACUGCUGCUUUCUUAUCAUCAAUCUACAUAUUUAUGAAAAUACUUGAUUCAAUGUUCCUAAUUCCUUAUUCAUUAAGAAUCAUCACUAUGUCAUAUGUAUCAUACAACAGAGUUAAUAAAUACCUAAACGAAUGUUCACCUAAUUUUUACAUCAGUGAUAACAAGUUUGGUGGAUCAACAGAAAUGUCAUACGAUGUUCCAGAUGUCACUAAUGACCUUUGUGAGGAUGUUCUUGUACUAUAUAAGGAUGCAUGGUUUUCAUGGGUUAACAGUAGAAAAGAUUUCGUUAGUAUGAAUAAUGAAGUUCUUUUGAAAAAUAUCAAUUUCCAGAUUAAGAGGGGUGAAAUUGCCAUCAUUACUGGUAAUCAAGGAUGUGGUAAAUCUAACUUCAUAAAGUCCGUACUUGGUGAGAUGACAUUGAUCAGUGGUUCAAUGGCCGUAAUUCCACUUCACACAUCAAUGCCAAUAUUUUAUGCAUCACAAGAUAUAUGGCUGAAACAAGGCACUAUCAGAUCAAACAUAACCUUUGGAUAUAGGUUUGAUGAGGAAUUAUAUAACUCAGUAAUCAAAGCUGUUGAACUUGAUACUGAUAUAUCAACUUGGGAAAAUGGUGACUUUAGAGUUGUCUCAGAUAAUGCUCACUCACUUAGUUGUGGACAAAGGGUUAGAAUGGAAAUGGCUCGCGCUAUCUAUGCCUACCUUAUAUUCAGCAAGGUGAACAAGGAGUACAACAGAAGUAAGUGCUCAUUCCUAAUGUGUUUGGAUUCUCAGUUUCAUGGGUUAGAUCCAUACGUAUCCAAAACUGUAUUCCACAAUCUGUUCAAUGCUAAGACUGGAUUACUUGUCAAGGACGAUCUUGCGGUUAUAGUUUCAUCAUCAAUGACAUUGUUGGAUAAAUGCGUCAGAACUUCAGACUUGGUUAAGUUUCCCAGAAUUCCCAUAUACGAGAUUGAUAACAAAUAUUUAAUUUUCAAUUGUUACCUGUCAGAUGUUUUUGGAGACAAAAAGCCACCAAAUGGGUUUGAAUAUAUCACACCUCCUUCAGGUCCAUAUAAAUUGAAUUUCUUCACCAAGGAUAUGAUGAAACUAUGUUAUUUCGGUUCUUCUAAAUCAGUAAGACGGUUUGUUACCAAAUCAAAAUAUGAAAGUUCAAUAACUUCAAUUAUUGGUGACGCUUAUUCUGAUGAUAAAUUCAAUCCAUAUCUACUGUAUUUCAAGGCGGCUGGAUUUACAUUAUUUCUUUUUAUUGUCCUAACAAUUGCAUCGAGUGUCAUGGAUAAUGUUAAGUUUGUUUUUGCAACCAAUCUCUCAGAUUAUAUAUCCAAUAAAACUAACGAAUUCAAUGAUGGCAUCUCUAUUGAUUUAUCGGAAAUCAAAUCACACAGCAAAUCUGCCCUAAAUACAAUAGUCAUAAUUGUUAAUAUCAUUAUUAUUUGCUCCUUAGUGUCAACCUUAUUGUUUACAGUGUCAUGUUUAGUUGCCUCAAGAAGAAUUCACGAAUAUUGUCUCAACUCAGUCUUCAAGAACAGCUCAUCAAUAAUCAAGAUUAAGAAACAAAUAAACCAAAUCAUUACAUAUUUUUCAGCUGAUAUUGUCAUUGUUGACGAUUUUUUAGGUGGUUAUAUACUGGUAACAAUUUUAUCAUCUGUUUUAACUAUUGUUUGUAUAUUAUCAUUAUUUUACACAAUUCCCCUUUGUGUUCCAUUUAUUGUUCUAUCUUUGGUCAUUUCAUUUGAGUUGAUUUUACUACAGUACAUCAAAUCUAGUAUCAAUAUCCAAUUUUUAUAUUUAGAAUCAUCAGCAAACAUUAACACGUCUUGUGAAAAUUCUAUAUUGGGACCAUCAAUUUAUCGAAGUUUUAAAAAGGAGUGGGAGUUGGUUAAUGAUAUAAUUGAGCACUCAGAUUACAGAUCUAGAUCAUUUUUUGUAUAUUUUGCAUUAGGAGGAUGGAUUUCUGUACUGUUCAAUUGGAUAUUUUCUAUUACAACCGCUUUAUUCCUAACCGUUCUGAUCAUGUUCGAUAAGCUUACAAACUACAAGAUGAAUGUUGGGUACUUUGGAUUAGGUUUAUCACUGAGUAUGAGCGCUAUAAAAUCAUUCGGCAACUUUUCAAUGUUAUUAACAGCCUUAGAAUUAUCUAUGUGUUCAGUUCGAAGGUUUCAAUCUUUUAUUCCUCCUGGAACCAAGUGUGUGUUUGACAGAUUCCUAAAUGUUCAUGAGGAGGAUGUUGUUAUUGAUUCUACCAAACCUAGUCCCAAAUGGGAUGAAAAGAACCUGCUGAGGAGGAGAACGAUUGAGUUUAAAGACACCAAUCCAAAUAUCUUAAAGAGGCUUGUGUUCAGGCCAAAGUUCAACUUUAUACAUGUUUCCAGAUAUUUCCCAUCUGAUCACACCGGAGUGGUAUUGAAGGACGUCUGUGUUUAUACCAAUUCACUGAUGAAUAAGGAAGGCAUGAUCCUUAACAAUAUUACUUCCACUGCCUCUAGUUCGGAUAUCAUUGGAAUCAUUGGUAGAACUGGUGCUGGUAAGACAACUUUACUAUCUGUCCUCCAAAACACUAUUAGAAAUAGAACAGGUCAUGUCCUGCUAGAUGGCAGAGAUUUACAAGAAAUUCCCAAAAGUGUCAUUAGAAAUAUCAUUGGUGUUCUUCCCCAACUGCCUUUUGUCUUUAAGGGUUGGACCAUUAGAAGGUUCUUAGAUCCAAGGAGACUAUUUACUGAUGAUGAGAUUAAUCAAGCAUUGAAUAACUGUGGACUCCUGGAUUUUGUAAAUAACCUUCAUGGUGGAAGAAAACUAGAUACUGUUAUUAUUCCCAGACCUAUCACUUUAAAAAAGGGGUCUAAUGAUGAAUCUUCCAAAGAAUCUUUUACUCAGGACAGGUCAUUAACUGAAGAUUCUCUUAAAUCAGAUGGUAUUAUGUUAUCUGUAACUCAGCUUAGAACUCUUUGGUUUGCCAAGCUUGUCUUGUGCAGAGAUUUAUACAGAAUGAUAAUAAUUGACGAGCCACCGUCUGAAAUAUUUUAUGAUGAAGAUGGUUCUGAAGUUCAGGAUAUGGGCAUCCCAAUCUACGAACUCUUAGAUAAAUACUUUAAGCAUUGCACAUGUUUUGUGACUGCGCAUUAUGCCAACGUCCUCAAAUCUUGUACAUCAGUAUGGGUGAUGCAUAAUGGCAGACUCAUAAAGACCUGCAGCGCAUCUGAAGUAUCCAAAAACGAAUCAAUAUCAAAUGUAAUCGAAGAAAUGGUUACCAAAUACUCAAACUAAUUUUAAUGCAGUAAUUUAACAAUGCGAAAUUGCGUUGGACCCUUAAUUUUUC
Messenger RNA from Theileria parva strain Muguga, 4961 nucleotides. RefSeq names its product ABC transporter family protein (gene ABCC4). The record is from RefSeq and is a predicted model, not a curated record. Gene Ontology annotation, cellular component: membrane. Gene Ontology annotation, biological process: transmembrane transport. The coding region runs from base 335 to 4909 and encodes 1524 amino acids. Gene Ontology annotation, molecular function: ATP binding; ABC-type transporter activity; ATP hydrolysis activity. NCBI's taxonomy places the organism in Eukaryota, Apicomplexa, Aconoidasida, Piroplasmida, Theileriidae. The transcript has a single exon.